Messenger RNA from Ophidiomyces ophidiicola, 1854 nucleotides. RefSeq lists its product as uncharacterized. The transcript is spliced from 9 exons. NCBI's taxonomy places the organism in Eukaryota, Fungi, Ascomycota, Eurotiomycetes, Onygenales, Onygenaceae. Gene Ontology annotation, molecular function: magnesium ion binding; phosphopentomutase activity. The coding region runs from base 1 to 1854 and encodes 617 amino acids. Gene Ontology annotation, biological process: carbohydrate metabolic process; purine ribonucleoside salvage. The record is from RefSeq and is a predicted model, not a curated record.
AUGGAACCUCUAAGCGUACUUAUUGAGAGGUGGUUAGAUUGGGAUCAAGACCCAAGAACCAGAGAAGAAAUUAUCACCCUGCGGAAUGAGCGGGAUGUUCCUGAACUUGAAAAGCGCCUACGGCACCGUAUGAAUGCCUACUCUAGUUUCAGAAUUUUCAGUUGGAAAAGACUAAUAGUAGCCUGGUUAGGUAUACGGUUCGGAACCGCGGGCCUGCGCGGCCGUAUGCUGGCCGGUUUUUCUCAUAUCAAUUGCCUUACCGUGAUUCAGGCUUCUCAAGGCCUAUGUAAAUUUCUCAAAAGUUCACAACAAGGAUCGACACCGCUAUCUGUUGUUAUUGGGAGAGAUGCUCGAUACAACUCCGAACUAUUUGCAUUGCUCGCCGCAAAUGUUUUUAGUGAAGAAGGGGUCAAAGUCUGGUGCUUUGACAAUCCUAUACCAACACCGGUUAUACCUUAUACGGUGUUGCUGAAAGAGGCUAAUGCCGGUAUCAUGAUCACUGCUAGCCAUAAUCCUGCCCAGGAUAAUGGGUACAAAAUUUACUGUUCCAGAGGCACUCAGAUCAAUUCACCAAUUGAUGUGCGCAUCGCCGAUUUCAUAGCCCAAAAUCUUGAGCCUUGGCCAAAGGUGUGGCAAUAUAACAAAGACGACUUGUGUUUAGAAAAUUCGAUAUCCCAAGGUCUCCAGCAGACUUACCUUGACAGGGUUUGCAGUUUUGUUGUAUCUACAGUCGAUAAGUGGAUCGUGCCCACACCUUUUGUAUACACGCCACUUCACGGCGUUGGUUACUUAAUGAUGUCAAAGCUUUGUCUGGCCCUAAACAUUCCUGGCAUCACUGUUGUGAGUGAACAACGGGACCCGGACCCUGAUUUUCCAACAGUUCGUUUUCCAAAUCCAGAGGAGGCCGGUGCUUUGGAUCUUGCCAUACGAACGGCCGAUAUCUCUGCAAUUGACAUCGUCAUUGCUAACGACCCGGACGCUGACAGAUUUGCGCUCGCUCAGAAAGUUAAUGGAAUCUGGUUCAAAUUUACUGGGGACCAAGUCGGGACUCUGCUGGCCUCUCACAUUCUGGACGCAUGGAAAAAGGAAUUACCACAAAAACCGAUGGCUAUGCUUAGCACCGCGGUAUCUAGUACCAUGCUUAGCAAAAUGGCAACCAAGGAGGGGUUUCUGUUUCGGGAAACUCUCACCGGCUUUAAGUGGCUUGCUAAUGUCGCAAGGCAGCUUGAGAUGGAAGGAUAUGAUGUUCCCUUUGCCUUUGAAGAGGCUCUAGGGUAUAUGUUUUGCAAUGUAUGUUACGAUAAAGAUGGACUUACCGCAGCCAUGACUUUUCUUGCCGCACAAGCAAAAUGGAGAACGGAAGGUCUUACUCCAUUCACCAAACUACAAAGGUUGUACGAGCAAUAUGGGUUUCAUGAGACUCUAAACACUUAUUUCGUGAGCCCUGACUCGAUCACCACUAUUAAGCUUUUUGAGCACAUUCGAAGCAUUCCCGAAGAGAAGCGAUGGUCUAUUGGCUCAUUACCCGUUAUGAGAUGGCGGGAUGUUACAAACGGGUUCGAUACAGAUAUUUCGGAGCCCAGUUCAAGGCUUCCUAUCGACCCCACUUCUCAAAUGCUCACCGUUUGGUCUGAGCGGGGGAUUCGAUUUACACUCAGGGCCUCCGGCACAGAGCCGAAAGUGAAAAUAUAUAUUGAAAGCUGCUGCCCCUUGCGUGAAGAUGCAGUUGACGCGGUUGGCGUGACACUGCUGACUGUUUUGGAACACUGGAUACUACCCUUUGCUCCUCUCAUGACGUAUGCAGUCACCGCAACCACAAGUUCUGGCUAUGUUCUCGACCUACCACGUCCUUGA